This is a messenger RNA of Oryza sativa Japonica Group (Japanese rice), 4031 nucleotides long. Its product is annotated as C2 and GRAM domain-containing protein At1g03370. The record is from RefSeq and is a predicted model, not a curated record. NCBI's taxonomy places the organism in Eukaryota, Viridiplantae, Streptophyta, Magnoliopsida, Poales, Poaceae.
ACGUCCCAAAAACAGCCAGUUCAAACCGGCGCGCGGAAAAAACCAACCCAACCCACCCCACCCCUCCUCCAAAUCCCCAAAUUCCAAGAAGACGACGACGACGAGCUCGACCCAAUCCAUCCUCGCCGCGAUUUCCCCGCGAGAUCGCCGAUCCUGCUGGUGCGGCGGAGGAGGGGGAGGAGGAGGGAGGUUCCGGCGUCGAAUGGUGGUUGUCGGAUGACAAGGCUCCGGAGUUUGUCGUCGAGCGCGCGGCUGGCGGCGGCGGAGUGGGCGGCGCCGAUGAAGCUGCAGGUGAGGGUGGUGGAGGCGCGGGGGCUCCCCGCGGUGCGCGUGGACGGGACGAGCGACCCGUUCGUGAAGCUGCAGCUCGGGAAGCGGCGGGCCAAGACGGCGGUGGCGAGGAGGACCCUGGCCCCCGCGUGGGACGAGGAGUUCAGCUUCCUCGUCGGCGACAUCGCCGAGGAGCUCGUCGUGUCCGUGCUCAACGAGGACAAGUACUUCAGCAACGACCUCCUCGGGAAGGUCAGGGUGCCCCUCGCCGACGUCAUGGAGACCGACGACCUCUCCCUCGGCACCGCCUGGUACCAGCUCCAGCCCAAGAGCAAGAAGUCCAAGAAGAAAUCUCGCGGAGAAGUUUGCCUGUGCAUAUCAUUGUCUACAAGAACUCAUGUUUCAGAGGAAUCGCAGAGUGUGAAUCCUGCUUCGGAUGAUGCAUCCAGCUCGGACAGGUCAAUUGAACAUAAGGAUGCGGUUUUAUCAACCACUAGUAGUUACAUUGACCUAUCAGCGUGUGCCAGCGCCAUGGACCGGGCAUCGCAGAGCAGCAUGGAACAAUUGGCAGAUAGCAUUGUGGAUCAACCACCGCGUAGCAGCAUGGAGCAAUUGGCAGUUGCUGAACCUGGAGCAGCGGCUGCUGAAGGCGAUGCGAUGUCGAAUUCAUCGUCAGUGGUAGAGGUCCUCUCUCGGUAUUUCUUUGGGAAUAAACCUGCCGAUGUCGCGCCUUCGGCUGCAUCAGAUGCUGAGUCGGUCGAUCAGUUUCAAGAGCCAAAAGUGUGUUCUGAAGACCAUGAAACCCCUGAAAGUGGCACAUCAUCUGAGUCAAGCCUUGAUGAGCUGCUGAAAACUAUGGAGUCCAAAGAUCAGGGCUGUGAAAUGCCAGCGAACUUGCCUGGGGGUGUACUAAUUGACGAAUCUUAUGUUGCUGCACCAACUGAAUUGAAUUCCCUCUUGUUCUCUAAAAAUUCAGAUUUCUGGCCAGCAGUAUCUGAGCUUCAAGGAACAAGUGGGUUUCAGAUUGAACCAUGGAAGCUUGAUAAUAACGAAACUUGUUUGCAAAGAACAUUGACCUACACCAAAGCUGCGAGUAAAUUAGUUAAAGCUGUGAAAGCCACAGAAGAGCAGAAAUACUUGAAAGCGGCUGGGAAUUCUUUCGCUGUUCAUUCUGUUGUUAGUACCCCUGAUGUUCCUUGUGGCGGUUGUUUCAAGAUAGAGAUAUUGUAUUGUAUAACACCAGGUCCCUCGUUAUCAUCUGAAGAACAAACAUCACAUCUCACUGUAAGCUGGCGGGUGAACUUUGUUCAGAGCACUAUGAUGAAAGGAAUGAUUGAAAGUGGUGCAAAACAAGGAAUGGCGGAAGGCUUUGCGCAUUUUUCUGAAAUACUCUCCCAGAAGAUUAAAGUAGCUGAGGCUGAUGAUGCUAAUUCCAACAAAGAAAAGAUUUUAUCUUCACUGCAUGCUCAGAAAGAAUCAGGCUGGAGACUGAUUGUCCGCUUUCUUUUCAACUUCACGUUCAUUUUUUCAGUUAUCAUAGCAUCGUAUGUCAUAGCACACCUUCACUUGUCAAAGCCCAAUGCAAUGCAUGGGCUGGAAUAUUUUGGCAUUGACCUUCCAGAUUCAAUUGGAGAGGUUGUGGUUUGUGCUGUUUUGAUCCUUCAGGGACAGAAUAUCUUCAAUAUAAUAAAGCGCUUCUUAAAUGCAUGGAAACAAAAAGGUAGUGAUCAUGGGGUCAAAGCUCAUGGUGAUGGUUGGUUGAUGACUGUUGCACUUAUUGAGGGCACUGGUAUCACUAAUUCUAAUUCAAAAGAAUUAUUUGAUAUGUAUGCCGUUUUUACCUGCAACGCAAAGAGGAAAACAAGCUCAGUAAAAUUCCAAACAUCAGAGCCAAAAUGGAAUGAGAUAUAUGAAUUUGAUGCAAUGGAUGAUCCUCCAUCAAGAAUGGAUGUGGCUAUUCAUGACGCUAAUGGGCCAUUUGAUCAAUCCCCCAUUGGUCACGCUGAAGUGAACUUUCUGAAAAGCAAUUUAUCAGAUUUAACCGACGUAUGGCUUCCUCUCGAGGGAAAGUGCGAUCAAACUAGCAACCCUAAGAUACACUUGAGAAUAUUUUUAAAUAACUCGAGAGGAACUGAAGUUGUUAUGAACUACCUGGCAAAGAUGCGGAAAGAAGUUGGCAAGAAGAUAAAUUUGCGGUCUGCCCAAACAAAUGCAGCAUUUCGGAAACUCUUUAACCUCCCACCGGAAGAGUUUCUCAUCGAUGAUUUUACCUGCCAUCUAAAACGAAAGAUGCCACUUCAGGGGCGCCUCUUCUUUUCACCAAGAAUUAUUGGAUUUUAUUCCAACAUAUUUGGUCACAAGACCAAGUUUUUCUUUUUGUGGGAUGAUGUUGACGAUAUCCAAGUUAUCCCUCCCACCCUGUCAAUUGGUAGCCCAUCCUUGACGAUCAUCCUCCGAAAGGGUAGAGGUUUAGAAGCAAAACAUGGUGCCAAGGGAACAGAUCCUAAUGGAAGACUCAAAUACUAUUUUCAGUCCUUUGUUUCAUUCAAUGAUGCCCAUAGAAUAAUCAUGGCAAUUUGGAAAAUGCGAUCACUGAGUCCAGAACAGCAGGGGGAUAUGAUCGAAAAAGAGUCCGAUACCAAAGAACUCCAGCUCGAAGAAGGUGGAACCUUAUUUACCCAUGAAGAUGUCAAAAUGUCUGAAAUAUUCUCAUCGGCCCUCUCUGUUGAUGUCGAGUCCCUGAUGGAGAUGUUUUCAGGAGGGCCUUUGGAACACAGAAUGAUGCAAAAAGCUGGUUGUAUUGACUACUCGCCAACAGAAUGGGAACUUGUAAGCCGAAAUAUAUACCAGCGGCAAAUCAGCUACAAGUUUGACAAAAACUUGUCAAGAUAUGGAGGAGAAGCAACCACCACUCAGCAGAGGUAUGCCCUAGUGAACCAAGAAGGCUGGGCCAUUGAAGAGGUGAUGAGCCUACAAGGUGUUCUACUGGGGGACUGCUUCAAUGUUCAGAUGAAGUACACUGUGGUGAAUGUACCGUCAAAACCGAACACUUGCAGUGUGCAGGUUUUGUUGGGGAUAGCCUGGUUAAAGAGCACUAAGCAACAAAAGAAGAUCACGAAGAGUGUCAUUUCCAAUUCAUCCAUUAGAUUGAAGGAGCUCUUUGCUGAAGUAGAGAAGGAUCUUACAUCGAGAAGCGGGGCAAGCUGACAUCUGCACAAACUAACAGUAGAUUGUUCAUUGCAACAACCAAAUGUGUUUGAAGAGACCAGUAUACAUGGAGCAAUUUGGGAGAACUGUGGCUGUUUGCCUGCGGUUGACUGGUUUCAGCUUUGUCAACAUUCUUGCUGGUAGAGUUAAUACACAGAUGGCAAAGCCAAAAAAAGAAAAAGAAAAAAAAAAGAAGUGUGACAUCAAUGUGAAUAGAUUGUUCAAAAACACUUUUUUUCUUAAACAUUCCUGAUAUGAUCUUACCUUCAUAGGAAGUGAAGUAGAGUUGUAUACUUGUAUAUGCACAGCUGACCAAUGUUAUACAAACGAUAUAGUAAAAGGAAUCUAACUUUGAUUCAUAUUGGUUUUUCUUAGUCAUUAGAUGUCCUGCACAACAGUAACACCUUGUUCAGAUUACCAUACUACUUCGCUGUAAUCCUUCCCUAACUGCUGCUAAGCUGCUGGUUCAUUGUACAAAUAUUACUCGGCAUCAUCUUAUUAACAGAUGGAUAUUGCCUAAUUAAUUUGUCAUGAAAUUUGUGAGUUGUACUCAA